Messenger RNA from Oncorhynchus keta (chum salmon), 2071 nucleotides. RefSeq names its product forkhead box E1 (gene foxe1). Gene Ontology annotation, molecular function: RNA polymerase II cis-regulatory region sequence-specific DNA binding; DNA-binding transcription factor activity, RNA polymerase II-specific. NCBI's taxonomy places the organism in Eukaryota, Metazoa, Chordata, Actinopteri, Salmoniformes, Salmonidae. The coding region runs from base 365 to 1483 and encodes 372 amino acids. Gene Ontology annotation, biological process: regulation of transcription by RNA polymerase II; cell differentiation; anatomical structure morphogenesis. The record is from RefSeq and is a predicted model, not a curated record. The transcript has a single exon.
UAACUCACUGACACUCUCACACACACAACUGGAAGAACGUGUUUACAGUCACUGUAUUCUCUCAUCUCUACCUGACGAGACUAUCCUGGAUAUAUAGAAAACUGGGAAUGCAAACCAUCUUUAUUUGUUUGAACUGCUGGUUUUUUGGACUCGAGGACUGAGUUUUUGAGGACUGUGUGUUUUUGAAGAAGGAAUGUUGAAACUUCCCUUUCUAGUAAAUAUUUUAUUGCUCUUCUCUCCCUGCGUCUGCUACUGUUCCUGUCGAUGACAUACUGCACUUUUGGACAACCUUAGAACGAUCUAGACCAUUAACUUUGCAAGUUAGUCCGUUCUGUUUUUGGACAUUUACAAACUACACUCAACCAUGCCGGUGGUCAAAGUGGAGAAAGACAGUCCUUCUGAGAUCUCCCUGCCUGCUCCCACCCCUCCUCAUACGACCACAACAGUAUCGGAUGAACCGUCGAGGGGCCGUCGCAGGAAGAGACCCCUCCAGCGAGGAAAGCCCCCCUACAGCUACAUCGCCCUCAUCUCCAUGGCGAUAGCCAACUCGCCCAACCAUAAGCUGACCCUGGGCGGCAUCUACAAGUUCAUCACGGAGCGGUUCCCCUUCUACCAAGACAACUCCAAGAAGUGGCAGAACUCCAUCCGCCACAACCUCACCCUCAACGACUGCUUCAUCAAGAUCCCUAGGGAGCCAGGGAGGCCCGGGAAGGGUAACUACUGGGCCCUGGACCCCAACGCAGAGGACAUGUUCGAUAGCGGCAGCUUCCUCCGGCGCAGGAAGAGGUUCAAGCGCUGUGACUUUACGACCUACACGUCAUAUGUACAUGAGUCCCCUGUCUUCUCGCCUGUCCAGAUCGCUCGCUCGACCUACUCCAGCUCCGUCUACGGCUCCAAUAUGGCGGUGAGUCCCCCGUACGGCCAGCAUGGUCAGCUACCCUCUGCCUACUACCCAUCCUCCUCGCCCCCCGGGUUUGGUCCUCACUGCCAGUCCCACUCCCGCAUGUUCAGCAUCAACACAAUCAUAGGGCACCCCUCCGGGGGUCAGGGGCCCGAGAUGAUGCAGCAGCCCAGCCGGAGCUUCAGUCCAGAGGGAGGCCCCGCUGGGGGCCCCAGCCACUGUAACCUCGGAGCCCCAGCCUUCCAGGCCCAGUCAUGUGGAGGGGCCAUGCUGUCCCGCUCCUCGGCCCAUGUGGGGUUUCCCUACUCGGGCACCAAUGGACACCACCACCACCCACACCACCACCCACCUCAGGGCUCCUACAGCCAGGGACACAGCCAGGGGUAUGGAGGUUCAGGGCGCCUCCACUCCCACUCCUCACCCCACAUUGCUGGAGAUGCUGUGGAGCAUUAUGGGAGAGUGUCCCCUGGUCAGUUGGGCUCGUUGGUCCAGUAUAAUGGUGCAGGUACCACCAGCACUGGAGCCUACCUAAGACACCCCACGUACUCGGGGAACAUGGAUAGGUUCGUGUCUGCCAUCUGAGGAACUGUCUUCAAAGAAUUAUGCAUUGGGUUGGUUUUUAGGACAGAACAGUUUCAGUGGACUUUUCCGUUUCAGUUGGCGGCUGUGAGAGACAAUGGUGAUAGUGGGAUGGCAUGACUCAAAAAGAAAAGACUAAAGGACAUAAGAUGAACAGGAUUCUUCCGUCAUGUUUUGGUGUGUUGUUUUGACUUGAAUCAAUGUGCAUGUUUUGAGAUAUAAAAUGUCAUUAAUUCAGUGGCUGUGACAAAUAUGAUAUGGACUGCAAUACAAUGUAAACACGCUCAAGUAUCAAGUGCAAUGCUCAGGACACUACAUUGUUAAAUAUACAUGGUUUAAAUCCAUAUCAUGAUGCACCAUAAUGUGUGUACAGUUGAGAUUUGAGUUUAAAGGUUGUGUCUGGACUUGUAUCACUUUGUAGCUUCAUCGAGUGUAUCUCAAAUGCCUGAAUGAGGUUUUGCAGUUUGUUUUCUUUACUGUGGUGAAAAUCUGUGGUUGUAAAAGCUCAAUUUUCAUGAGUUGAAUGUGUGCAGGGUCUUUUUUUAAUGUAAAUGUCUAAAUAUAUUUGUAAUUAAAUUUAAACUGUGUAAA